Molecule: messenger RNA, 294 nt
Organism: Alternaria ventricosa
Lineage: Eukaryota; Fungi; Ascomycota; Dothideomycetes; Pleosporales; Pleosporaceae
Exons: 3
Coding region: 1-294 (97 amino acids)
Source: RefSeq, a predicted model, not a curated record
AUGGCUGUGCCCAACUCGUACUUCGUGCCAGGCUUCGGCAUCUCAAGAGCCGUUAUUCAGAACGAGAUACGCUAUCAUUGCGGCCCGGAUGCGAUUGUUCGGCCCUACACCUUCCAGGGACGCGACGGAUUUCUGAUCACCACCAUCGGACCACCGCUGACCAAGGCACAAAUCGAUGACCUAAAGAUGUCUUCCUUGGAAUACGAGGAGAAGCAGUCUCGCAUCGCCGACGAAUCCCACGUCUUCGUAAACGCGCCCAUCCCAAUAAAUCAACGCAUAAGACGAAGUACAUGA